Vitrella brassicaformis is the source of this 1316-nucleotide messenger RNA. The record is from the annotation of a GenBank genome assembly. Lineage: Eukaryota; Vitrellaceae.
AACAAACAUAGUACACGCCCAACAGGACGCCCGGUGGUCCACACAAACUGUCUGCCCAUCCCAAGGCGACUUCGAAACGCACGAGCAUGCACCUACCAAUCACUACUAGCUGUCUAUCGCAUCUGGCAAGCAUCGUCUUAUGUAUACCCUGUACGUCGCACCUCACCACCACCACACCGAUGGAGGUGAGGUGUGUGGGGGAGCACCGCUCGCCGACUUUUCCUCACCUCACCACCACCACCCGACGAGCCGUCCCAAUCCAGCACCCCCUGUCUUGAGCUUCUCGUUCUCCUUCUUGACUUGUUCAAGCUCCUUCCUGACGCCUUCAUACAGCUCCAGGUAGCGUUCCUUCCUCCACCUCCCAUACAGUAUGUUGACCUCCGCACUCUCGAGAUACUCGAAGACGUUCACAGACUGAGUGCCCUUUCUCUUGUUAAGCCACGCCUUGAACCAAUCCAGGCGACCGUCGACGAGAAAGACAUAGAUGACCUCCUUGUCUUGUUCCUCUUGUGCCAAAAGCUCGCCGAGAUUUUUCAUGCUCCUGACGCCCCUCUCUAUCACUCCGGUGGUCCACAGUGCGUCCAGCUUAGCAGGGGUGAGCCCUGAGCUCUCCACCAAAGUGCCGAAGACGCAGCCAGUGAUCUCCUUCUUUUUUCGGCUCCUUGUAAAGAUAGUUGUCGACGAAGACAUCGACGAACGCCUUCCAGGCAGUGUAAUUGCCCUCCAUAGCCACGGGCAGAUACCACCAAUCAGCGACGUGUUCCAUCUCGUCUUCGUCCUCGUCGAAGAGCGCACUCAGUCGAUGGAUUCCAGAUGGAAUUGCGAGGCCAGCCGGGAGGACAGGCAGGUAGCCGACGCGGAUAGCAUAGCGGAUCUUGCCGUCGUAGCGGGCUGAGUCGCCGAAUGUCGCGUAUAUCUUCCGCUGGCAAUCGACGGCGGAGAUCGGCGGUAUUUCGAGAGCCUCCUCGUCUACAUCUGUGCUCGAGAUCUGCAGCAGAAGAAGCGAGAUGAGCGAAACAGCUUCGACAGCAUGCUUUCUGUACGUGCUGAGCUUACCGAGUGGUGCACGAGGUUUUGAACUCGAAACUGGUGUUGCUGCAUGAUGUGUGGAAACACAGCCCGCUCCUUUGCAGGAAAGUGGGGGCUGAAUGAAGACGAGGGGCGGAACUUGAAGCUGCUCACCAGCCCCAUCACCAACGACAGCACUGGCACCAUGAGCAGUGAGUGGCUGCUCGGAGGAACAUCGCCAUAAGGAGGAAUCCACAACUCCUGGUCCCCGGUUGGUUGGUGAUUGGUUACUGUGAUGAGGAGGGGUG